AUGUCUUCCCAACAAGUCACUCUAGUGUUCAAUGCAAUAUUAGACAUUCAAAACCAUGAAUCUCUCGAUGAGGGCCAGCUACUGCCAGCCUUACUCCAGCGACCUCUUACUGACAGAGAUCUCAUUCACUCAUUUGCGCAGGUUCUCUUGAGUGCAUGCAACAGAACGCAUACAGACAGGCGUAACAGUCAUAGCAAGCUUCCUGAAUCACUUUCAGAUCAAGAUAGCGCUGUCGAUGAAAAGCGCAACACCAAGAAAGCCAGAGUCCAAACAGAAGUUCGAGUGAUGCCUCAGCUAGCAACUCCCGAUCCCGAACCAGAGUUACAGUCAAGCAUGGUAUCGCCUUCGAACAUGAACUCAUCAAGCGACCAGAGGGAUCAUGAUGGGGAACAUACUGCAGAGUCCGAUCUCUCCCCUCGGGAUCCCGAUAUCAUUGCUCAGAGUAUCGAUGACUUCAUCCAGGAAAGCCAAGAUGAGAUAUCAUACUUUAGCUCAGCAGAGAACUCUGAGAGAACAUAUCAGAUUCUUUCGGCUCUUAUCGACGGUGAUGCCGUUCUUGGUGAUGAACCGCAAGAAGAAGCCCGCUGGACUGAUGGUGCAGAGUGGUUAUCUUUGCUGGAGUCGGGGCGAAAAGACCGAAAGAAAGGAACGAUUUGUUAUGCAAUUACGGCUGUAGCAUUUGCCAGAUGGCAUGCGACACAGGUGCGACUUCUUGGGGACGAGGUCACAAGUCAACAAGCGUCUCAGCAGGUAUCGGCAAGGAUCCUCGACUCACAUACCGAUGGCGAUACGAAGAGAAGGGAGAAGCAACGCAAGAAGCUCAACACGCAUCUUGCGCGAGGGAGGAAGUGGCUGCGGUUGGUGGAUGCAUUGGGCAGGACAAACACCGACACGUUUUGCAAUGGUCUUAAGAUGCAAGAGCUAGCUUCUCCUCAAGCAACUUUCACUACUAGUUUCACGCAACUUCAAGAGAUUCAAACCUCUAUCACUGGUAGCGAACUUGUCGUCAAAAGUACGGAGUAUAGGUUUCCUAUAACCUCAUUACACUUACUUGACGGAAGCCAGUGGAUCAACCAAGAUAUCAUUUUGGCUUGCCUGCAUUUAGCAGAUCGACUCCCUUUUAUCCGAGUUAGCAGCUUCCAUGUUGCACUAUCAGACCAGUUGAAAGACCCCCUGCAAAUGACGCGGAAGACGGUUCGACAAUGGCGCCAAGAGAUAAAGAAGGAGGAACAUUUAGUCUCCUUUUUCCCUCUUAACCAUGGGGGUUCGCAUUGGAGUCUUCUGGAGAUUGAUGAUAGAGAACAACGCAUAACUCUUUAUAAUGGGUCAGAAGACUACAUAAAGGAUGCAUGUAAGAAAGCAUUCCCUAAUCAUAAAUUUGUUUAUGGUAGGAGGAAACAACUCCCCAAAAAGAUGGGUAUAACUGUGGUCCACUGGUUAUCCAUUAUGCAAGGCGUCGGAUGCUAG
Fusarium oxysporum Fo47 is the source of this 1467-nucleotide messenger RNA. RefSeq lists its product as uncharacterized. NCBI's taxonomy places the organism in Eukaryota, Fungi, Ascomycota, Sordariomycetes, Hypocreales, Nectriaceae. The record is from RefSeq and is a predicted model, not a curated record. Bases 1 to 1467 code for a protein of 488 amino acids. The transcript has 4 exons. Gene Ontology annotation, biological process: proteolysis. Gene Ontology annotation, molecular function: cysteine-type peptidase activity.